Rosa rugosa (rugosa rose) is the source of this 732-nucleotide messenger RNA. RefSeq lists its product as uncharacterized. Bases 1 to 732 code for a protein of 243 amino acids. The transcript has 3 exons. The record is from RefSeq and is a predicted model, not a curated record. NCBI's taxonomy places the organism in Eukaryota, Viridiplantae, Streptophyta, Magnoliopsida, Rosales, Rosaceae. Gene Ontology annotation, molecular function: zinc ion binding.
AUGGCCUACUACACCAAAGAGCUGGUUUUGAUGAAGCAAAUGGACCCCAAAGCUUAUGACUGGUUAACAGAUCCUUUGAGGCCCCCAAAGAAUUGGUCUAGAGCUCACUUUGGCACCACCCUGAAAUGUGAUAUUCUUCUUAAUAAUUUGUGUGAAAGUUUCAAUGCUUUCAUUUUACCUGCUAGAAGCAAGCCUGUGAUUUCAUGCUUUGAAGAUAUUAGGGUCAAAAUGAUGAAGAGGAUUGCAAUGAGAAGAGACAAGAUGAGCAAAGUUGUGGACCCUAUCUGUCCCAAGCCUAGAGAACUCCUAGAGAAGAACAAGAUUAAAUCUGCAACAGAUUGCAUACCAUAUGCCUCUGGCAGCCCUCAGAUUAAGGUAGAAAGCUUUGGAGGAUCUAAGCAUGUGGUUGACCUGACCAGGAGGACAUGUGCAUUUAGGACAUGGGACCUCAUAGGCAAACCAUGCAAGCAUGCCAUAGCUGCUAUCAACUUCAUGAGACAAACACCAGAAGACUAUGUGGAUUCUUGCUACCUCACCAAGACCUACAUGAUUGUUUACUCUAACACAGUAAAGCCAGUUAAUGGAAUGGACUUAUGGAUCCCUAGUGGUGAACCCCAAAUCCUCCCAUCUCAGUACAAUAGGAAGCCUGGUAGGCCAAGAACCAAAAGGAUUAAAGAUGCAUCUGAAAAGGAGUCUGAGGGUCCAAAGCUUGGCAGGGAAUCUUCCUGUUGA